AUGAUAUCGAUCGUAGGUGGUACACGCAGUGGAAAUAGCUGUCAAGGGUCAUCUUGUCGAACAGCAGGAAUCAUUGCAGGCAGUGUGGUUGGUGGAAUAUUUGCACUUGUUGCGAUCUUCUUCCUCACUCUCUUUUGUUAUGGUCGGUUUCGACGUCGCUCUGUAGAUUCAAAUACAGAUGUUGUUUAUACAACAACUACAGAUGGACCCAGUAGAAUCUAUUCCACGAAUGCUGAAGAUUAUUUCAAAGAUGGGGACUGGCAGAGUCGAUAUCAUCAAUAUGGUAGGUGGCAUGGUCCUCAUCAGUUGUCACUAAUGUUCGAUCGUGCCACAAACAAAGUGGCUGGACACGGAUAUGAUGGUGUCGGCUUGUUUACUAUUGAUGGAACAUUUUCUGUGGCAAACCAACGAAUGUCACUGACUAAAGUUUAUGAAUCAGGUACUGGAGAUCGCACAGAAAACUUCGGGCAUACAGUAAUUUUGGAAUUGACAUUUAAUGUGCGUAACGGUCAAUUUGAAGGCAAAUGGUCUGUUCGAACCAAUCACUAUUGUGAUGAAGACAAAUUUGAAUUGAAGUUGCGAGAUCCAUUAGUAACACUUGUCGAGAAAAAUGUUUCUUGA
Molecule: messenger RNA, 621 nt
Organism: Rotaria sp. Silwood2
Lineage: Eukaryota; Metazoa; Rotifera; Eurotatoria; Philodinida; Philodinidae
Source: the annotation of a GenBank genome assembly